This is a messenger RNA of Cimex lectularius (bed bug), 1722 nucleotides long. RefSeq lists its product as uncharacterized. The coding region runs from base 108 to 1124 and encodes 338 amino acids. Lineage: Eukaryota; Metazoa; Arthropoda; Insecta; Hemiptera; Cimicidae. Gene Ontology annotation, molecular function: serine-type endopeptidase activity. The record is from RefSeq and is a predicted model, not a curated record. Gene Ontology annotation, biological process: proteolysis. The transcript has a single exon.
UAAGAACAUAUGUAGUUACAAAUUAUUACAAACUCAUAACACACAAAAAAGGGAUUUUUAGCCAAAAUUCUAUACUCAUACACAUCUACACCACACGCACACACAAGAUGAAAUUGUUGGUUUUCUUUUUGUUUUAUACUAUUCUUCCUGGGAUCGAGGUACAGGAGGUACAGGAGGCACAAGACAACAAUAAUCAAACUAUUCGAAAGUUGAUAAGAAAAAAAAGAAUCUUAGGAGGAGAAGACGUGAAUCCUGGUACGGCGAUUUUCAUGGCCAGUUUGCAAAGAAGAUCGGAUCGAGCACAUGUGUGCGCUGGGAGCCUCAUCACGUUAAGACACUUGAUCACCACGUGCAGCUGCGUGUCGCAUUCUUACGACAGCUCGUCAGGAUUGACGACGGCCCUUCCGGAAGGUCAUAUCGUCAUCGCCGGUUCGGCAAACAAUUGGCAACUGGAAGAGGCACACACGAGGAACGUUUCUCGAUUCGAGGCCGACUAUAGGUGUCGGUAUAAUAUCAUUGCCGGCAUGUGGGAAUACAACAUAGGUUACAUCACCGUCUCGCACGCUUACGAAUUUAUGGACGAAAAGCUUGGACUGAUUAAAAAUUUGCACCACACGCAGUACGAGUUUGACAAGGAUUUUGCCGCUUUGAUGGCCGAGAAGGAAUUACAGGAAGGUGGCAAAGAAUACUGUCAUGUUUACGGCUGGGGCGCUAGUACUAAGACGAAAAACGAAGAAGGAACCUUCGACGUAGGGGGUUUUACGGCUCAGCUGAAACUCAAGGCUGUGCAACACAUAAAUCAAAUCAGUUGUAAAGCCCGGAUAUGUGGUAUAGGUAAUGGCGCUUGCACUUACGAAUUGGAGCCGAAUAAAUGUUUUUGCAUGGUUAGUGCUGGAAUGAGAGACGGACCCUUGUGUGACGCCGACAACGGCACCCCUUUAAUGUGCAAAGACAGACUCUGGGGAGUCGGAGAAAUGCUUUUCGAAUGCGGCUUAGUAAAAGCUAGCUUAUUUUUUAAACUCGAUAUCGACAGUAUAAACCAUUACAUUUUUUCAAGUGCCACCUUCCCCAAAAUCGAUUAUCUCUUGAUUUUCAUUCUGGCAGCUUUUAUUACUUUACAAUAAUUUCGAAACGCAGAAAAAAAUAAAAUCACGGAAAAACUUGAAAAUAUUAAUUUAUUGUUCUUCCCUUUUUCUAUCAUCAUUGCCGAUUUUAUACUAAGAAGACAAUUUUAGAAUUACUGCAUAGAAGUUAUCGAGCUUGAUUCCAGUCAAACAUGUCUGGAGCUCGUAAGAGGGUUCAACAAAAUGAAACCAUUCGGUCUAGCUUACAUCCAUUUUGGAAAAAGUUAAAGCUGGUCAAAUGGCUUCCUCAUAUAUUGGCCGUUCUUAAAAAGCUUCAGCGUUUAAACAUUUGCCUUUAACUGUUUUCAUCGCACUUCAAGUAGAGACGUAUUGACCGGAUUGCCACAUGCGACGAAAAAUGGAUCAUGCACAGUAACACCAGAAGGACAUACCUUUAGAUGUCACCAAAUGACUGUCACUUGGACGCAAAAAAUCAAAAAUUCACCAACAAAAGGAGAUGCUCUGUUUUGGGAGUAGUUUUUUGUACUUGUUGAACCACUUCUGCUAUAAUGUAGAGGGCCUUCACCGGGGAGGGAAUGUGCCAACUUCACCCUCUCCUAAUAGACUAAAAUCACCACUACAGAUAUUUGUUGUCAAA